AGAAGUACGGUGCGGUGUUGACAUCUGUCAGUUGCUGCAAGUCACACAGAUUAUAGCAAUAUUAACGUGAAUAUUAACGUGAAUAGUCAGUUAUAUUAUCUGGUAAUAAGCGAACAUCCGCUUCAUUGUGUGUUUUCUUUUUUAUUAUUAUUUCAUAAAUGUUCGCUUUUAUCUCAAAUCAACAUCUUCGUGAAGGAAAACAGAUAACUUAACGUUAAUAAACAGCUGAUUGUGCAGCGUCAUUUCAAAAUAAUCAACAAUACAUGACAAAAACCCGACGAAUGAGAAAUGUGGAUCGUUUAUCUAUUCGAGCUGUUUCUGAUUUCCAGGAAGUUUCUUUAAACUAAGUUAAUGUCGCAGCUGAACGUGGCCCUGGAGGAUGAGCAGAAGGAGAGACGCUCUGCUGUCAGUGACCCUCCAGACUGUUUACCUGACAGUUUGCAUUGUGAGCCGUCCGUCAUCGCCACAGACACAAGCCCCUCCCCUUCUAGUAAUGGAGUGAACCUCCUGUCAUUGCCAUGGGAGAUCGUGACUCAGAUCGCCUCACAUCUCCCGGCGCAGUGUGUCAUCAAUGUGCUGCCAAAGGUGUGCCAGACGCUGGGAAAGGUUGGCGAGGAUCGUUUGGCCUGGCAGCUUCGGACUCAGAAACUCUGUGGCCCGGCAGCAUCCUUCCCAGUCGGACCAAAGCAGGAUUUUGAUUGGUCCAGAGCCUGCUUGGAAAUGGAGGAGCUGAUUGGCCACUGGAAAGGACAGGGGACUCCGACGGAGAAACAGGAAAUGGUGGAAGACAGACAAGAAGUGGCAGCUGAAGCCGUAAAUGGCGAAGCCCCGGCAGCGGAGGCUAACAUGGUCCAAAUGCAACUGGAUGUUGAUUUAAAUGCACAGAUUCAAUCCCAGAAUGCCUCAUCCAGCACUUCUUCUCCGCUCGAGCACAUGGUCCUCCCCUCAGGGCACAUCGCGGAUGUGAAUUGUGUCCUCCUGCUGGGGGGUGCUGGGGCUGUGUGUGCCUCCGGCUCCAGGGACCGGAAUGUAAACCUGUGGGACCUGAAUGAGGGUCCGAGAGGUGCGUUAAUGCACACUCUGGGGGGACGUGGCACUAUCAGUACCCAUCGGGGAUGGGUGUGGUGUCUGGCGUCCAGUGGACCUCUUCUGGCCUCGGGAUCGUUCGACAGCAUGGUAAAGCUCUGGGAUCUGCAGGCCGGAGGAGCAGAGCGAGGACUCAUCCAGUGUAAAGCGGCAGUGCUGUGUCUGUCCUGCGAGCGGGACACGGUGCUGGCCGGAUCACAUGACCAGAGGCUGAGCAUCUACGACACACGAGCCGCAAAUCCUCUGGUCAAGAGUCUCCGUCUUCAUAGUGAUGCAGUGUUGUGUCUGGCGGCUGAUGACCAGUUCAUCCUAUCAGGCAGUAAAGACCAAAGCGUGGCUCUGUUCGACCGCAGGGCUGGAAAACUCCUGCAGAAAGUACAGUUGAGCUCGUAUCUGCUGUCCGUAAGCUUCAGUGGAUCAGAGGUUUGGGCUGGUGAUAAUCGUGGACUCCUGCACACCUUCUCCAUGAGCAGCAGCUGCCUGACGCCUGUACAGCAGUUUAAAACACACACUUCACUGGUCACCGGCGUUCACUACACCCCUGGCGCUCUCUACACCUGCUCAUCCGACCGCUCCAUCAAGAUCCACCUCCCAUCUGCUCCACCAAAAACACUCUGCACACUCCACCAUCAGGCCGGAGUCAAUGGGUUAAGUGUUAAAGGAGGGACUCUGGCCAUCGCUUCUGGAGACAUGAACGUGGAGGUGUGGAGACCCAGAUGCUGACCGCUGAACACCACCAGAACAACAGCUUUUAUUGACAAGAUGAAGGUUUUUAUGUGUCUGGUUUGUGUUUCUGCUGCUACUAGAAACAAAAGUAUGACAUUCCCAGUUUUCAGUCUUUCUCUGUGAACAAACACUACACAUUUCAGUGCCUCAUAACACAGCUACAACACUGCUCCACU
This is a messenger RNA of Danio rerio (zebrafish), 1988 nucleotides long. NCBI's taxonomy places the organism in Eukaryota, Metazoa, Chordata, Actinopteri, Cypriniformes, Danionidae. The record is from RefSeq and is a predicted model, not a curated record.